AGCAGAGACUUGGUUUGGUCGGAAGAAAGUGACACUGCAGCCUCGUCUCUCUCCUCGCUAAUACAAACGUCCUCCUCAGUGCGGGUCAGGCCAAGCUGCAAGUCAGAGAGUCGAUUCAUCUCUCUGAGUCUUUCAUUUCCCUUUCCGUCCUAUUUCCUCUCCUGAUUUGCAUAUAAUACGAAAAAUAGGGUACAAUACAAUGAAACCGAUUUUGAAGUUUCCCAAGAUCAUAAUCCUCAGCGUUCUGGUGGGCGUCAUAGUCACAGCGUCGGAGGAACCCUCGGGACAGGAAGAAGUUGGUGGCGCUGCUGCUGCCUCCGUGGUCCAAGUCCCCCUUGCGCCAGACUAUGUGGUCGUGGCAGAGCCGGAAGAGUACUACGACCACGUUGAAGGGGCAUGGCCACCGGAAGAAGUUCUCGCUCAGACUCGCUCAGCCAGAGCCAUGUAUCUCGCCCAAGGGGUCGAAUUUGUCUUCCCCAUAGGCGUCCAGUACACCUUGGCAAAUCUGAACGAAGGCGUCUGGCCUCUGGGAACGGAGGGCUUCGACGGAGUUCUAGAGUUCCCAAAGAACAAAAUCGCCAUCAUGUUCUCAUCCAUGAUCAAUACGCUUAAAAUUGCCAACUUUUCCGUGACGAGUAAGAUUUACACACCGGAUGAGAAACUGCCGACCACAGCGCUUCGCAUUUUGGGCACAGAGUUCAAGCCAGCCGAUUUCCGAGCUGGUUACAAGGACACGUGGACAGGAAUGAACAAGGACAUCGCGGCGGCGACUGGGGGAGCCAUUUCCGAGUUCAUCCCUCGUGGAGGAUUGUACGGGAGGACGAUUUACCCAUUCACGACGGCGGCGUAUGUCAACUCUCUCCACUACGAGAACCAAUGGGCCUUCCCUUGGAAGGACUCUGCCUCGCUGGACAAGUUCACAGACUCGACCCACGUGUCGUACAUGGAGGUGGAGGGACUCAUGCCCUAUUACGAAAACGACGCCUUCAUCGCAGUCGCUGCUCUCUUUAAGAGUGGUACUGGAAGCGUGGUGUUUCUGAAGCCGAAAGGGGCCGUGACCAUCUUGCAGCUGAUGCUCAACCCCACCGCCCUCACUCAAAUAUUCGACGAAAGUUUCCCUGGCUGGGGUGUGAAACAGAUGCGAGUUCAUGUCCCAAAAGCUAGCUUCACCACCAACAGCCAGCACUUUGACAUGUUGGUGAAGCGAGGAGUGACCAACUCGUUCUGCGUCCAUGAAGCGACGACUCCCGGGGGAGAAACCACUACGUCUCGCUACUCUCUCAACCCCAUUGUGCAAACGAACCACAUCCGCAUCGCGAAGGAGACGUUUUCCAUUGCUUCCGUCACAGGGGUGACGCUGAACAACGAGAAGGAUCUCAACAGCUGGAACACGCGUCAGAGGGACGACAUGGCCCCAGAAACCCUUCUCGAGGAGUAUACCACUCCCAAAGACGAUUUGCAUGACGACGAUCCCGAGACCAGCACGGUCGUUAGUACAGAAGAGGUCGACGAGUCCACCACCGUGCCGUCCAGUGACGACGCCUCUUCGGCCGAGGAGCGAAGUGAUUUGGGCUCCAUCACGCUCAGCAGCACGGAACAAUCCACGACCAACAGCUCCAGCCCAGAAGCGGAUAAAACGGUCAAGAAAGGCGAGUCUGCAACUCCCACCGUCGAUUUUUACGACUUCAACGAGCCCUUCCUCUGGUUUCUGCAUGCGAUAAACGAGGAGCCGAUGUUUAUGGGUGUCAUCGAGUCCUUCAAACGUUACUUGGAGGAGACUGGAAACAAGGAGAACGUGCAGAGCGGGGAGGACACACCCAAGUCCGCUGCCUCCGGGCUCAUCGACAAGAACCGAUGGAUUUACGAGGCUGCGAAGGGCGUACUUUGGCACUGUCCAUCCCUCAUCAACAAACAGGCCGAGUAGGCGACCUUUCCCGUGACCCAUAAUUCUCAACCUCACUCAACGACCUGAAUCAAAUGCUCUAACUCUGUGAUCCAUAUUAGUUAUUUAUUUAUUUAUUUAUAUUUUUUAUUUGAUUGACUCGUAUGAAUUUAUUCAUUAUGCUGAAUCAUGAUGGACAACAGUCAUCCCCGUUUUGUACAUUUCAAGCAUUAAAAUAUGUGUACACAUUA
Molecule: messenger RNA, 2133 nt
Organism: Folsomia candida
Lineage: Eukaryota; Metazoa; Arthropoda; Collembola; Entomobryomorpha; Isotomidae
Exons: 5
Coding region: 200-1924 (574 amino acids)
Source: RefSeq, a predicted model, not a curated record